AUGGCUGCGCCCAAAGUGCCCCUGUGCCUGGUGGUCCCAGUAUGGAACAGGGGCACCAGAAGUGCCCGGGGCCUGAGCAGGAUGGUAGCCCCCGGGGGCAGUCAGGGGAAGAGAAGGACACUGCUCCAGUUCCUGGCUGACCGCUUCUACGAGGUGCGUGCUCUAAGGGAGUUCUUGCAGCAAAUGCAGCUGUUGAAGGUGCAGCGGGAAAAUCGAUCUCUCACCCACCUGCACAAACAGUACAGCCCAGACAUCAUAGGUGCCUUUUUCAUCCUGAAGCAGGGAGGCGCAGUCAGGUUUCGGGGCCAUGACUGGAUCAGGUCAGAUUCCCGUGGCAGAGUCUCUCUUGAUGUCCUGAAGUUCCAGGCGGUGCCUGUAGAGGGCGUGGAUGCCAGUGGCUGCCCCCUCAACUACAACGGCCUGGACAACAUCUUGCCCCUGAAGGAGCUGCAGGAGCUCUCGCUGCAGUGCUGCCCCAACGUGGACGACUGGUGUCUCAGCCGCCUCUACCCACUGGCUGGCUCAUUGCAGGUGCUCUCGUUGGCCGGCUGCCCCCAAAUCUCUGAACGGGGUCUUGCCUGCCUCCACCACCUUCAGAACCUCCACAGGCUGGACAUCUCCAACCUCCCCGCUGUUUCCAACCCUGGCCUCACUCAGAUCUUGGUGGAGGAGAUGUUGCCCCACUGUGAGGUCCUGGGUGUCAACUGGACCCAGGACCUGAAGCUGUCACCAGAGCAGCAGCCUCAGGACACAGCCGGCCAGGCCACGGCCUAG
Molecule: messenger RNA, 774 nt
Organism: Elephantulus edwardii (Cape elephant shrew)
Lineage: Eukaryota; Metazoa; Chordata; Mammalia; Macroscelidea; Macroscelididae
Gene: DMAC2
Product: ATP5S-like
Exons: 6
Coding region: 1-774 (257 amino acids)
Source: RefSeq, a predicted model, not a curated record